AUGAAAUUUCUCAUAGACUCAGGUGCAGAUGUCUCUGUCAUACCCAAGUCAACAAAAUUAGCUCAUGCUCACUCAUCAUCAACACUCCUGUUCGCCGCGAAUGGCUCCACCGUAUCCAGUUAUGGUGAAGUCAUGCUUAAACUUAAUCUUAACCUGCGGAGGGAAUUCCUCUGGAAUUUUAUUGUCGCAGACGUAUCGCAAGCCAUUCUUGGUGCCGAUUUUCUUGGGUACUAUGGCUUGAUUGUCGAUUUGCAAGGCCAGCGUUUUGUCGAUCGCACAACAUCGCGUAAAUCAUCGUGUAUAAUAACGCAAGGCCAAUUUUCGAAAAUCUCAACAAUCAACGCUUCGCAAAAAUUCUCAGGUAUUCUGAAGGAAUUUUUAGAACUCACGUGUCCACCAGCGCCAGGCAGUCGAACAGACGCUUCCAUAGUUCAUCAAAUCACUACCAUCGGUCAACCUGUUUCUGCCAGGCCACGACGUCUAUCACCGGAGAAGCUCGCCGCUGCACGCGCCGAGUUCGAAUUACUAAUCAACCUCGGCAUUUGUCGCCCUUCAAAAAGCAGUUGGCGAGCCCGCUUCACCAAACGCUAUCACCAUUCCAGACCGCUAUCCGCUACCAUUUCUGCAAGAUUUCUCAACGGUUUUAACAGGUGCCAAUACACCCUGAUGACAUCUGUAAAACAGCAAUUACGACACCCUUCGGGUUAUUUGAAUUUACCCAUAUGA
Messenger RNA from Bactrocera dorsalis (oriental fruit fly), 726 nucleotides. RefSeq lists its product as uncharacterized. The coding region runs from base 1 to 726 and encodes 241 amino acids. NCBI's taxonomy places the organism in Eukaryota, Metazoa, Arthropoda, Insecta, Diptera, Tephritidae. Gene Ontology annotation, biological process: proteolysis. The record is from RefSeq and is a predicted model, not a curated record. The transcript is spliced from 2 exons. Gene Ontology annotation, molecular function: aspartic-type endopeptidase activity.